ACCUCAAGUUCUCCCUCCUCUAUUGCUAUUUCUGCCGGUAGUUCAAAGGUUGUUUCUUCCGGUGGUGCAAAAGCUAUUACCUACUCUCCUUACACCAACUCUGGUAACUGUAAAGAUGCUGAUACCGUCGCUAGUGAUCUCGCCAAGUUGUCCGGCUACGAAAUCAUCAGAGUUUACGGCACUGAUUGCGAUACCUACGGCAAAGUCUUAUCGGCUAUUGGAAGUAACCAAAAACUCUUUGCUGGUAUUUUCCACAUCACUGAUAUCCAAUCUCAAGCUAGCUUGUUAAUUGAUGCUGUCAAAUCCUCUAGCAGAGGCUGGAAUGCCAUCUACACUGUCUCCAUUGGUAAUGAAUUGGUUAACAAUGGUGCUGCCAGCACUGGCCAAAUCAAAUCUGCCAUUGAUUCUGUUAGAUCCAUUCUUAGUUCUGCUGGUUACACUGGUCCUGUUGUCUCUGUUGAUACUUUAGUUGCUGUCAAAAACAACGUAGCCUUAUGUGAAUACUCUGACUACAUUGCUGUCAACUGUCACCCUUUCUUCGAUGGUAAAGUUAAACCUUCUGAAUGUGGUUCUUGGUUGAAAAGUCAAGUCAAUGAAGUCUUUGAAAAAUGUGGCUCUUCCAAAUCUGUCUUCAUUGCUGAAACUGGCUGGCCUCAUUCUGGUCAAUCCAUUGGUGUCUCUGUUCCCUCUUCUGAAAACCAACAAACUUGUAUUGCCUCUAUUAAAGAGACUCUUGGCUCUUCCGUCACUUUAUUCUCUCAAUACAACGACUACUGGAAAGACCCUGGUCCAUUCGGUGUUGAACAAGCUUGGGGUAUGUUUGGUGAU
Messenger RNA from Ascoidea rubescens DSM 1968, 828 nucleotides. RefSeq names its product glycoside hydrolase family 17 protein. The transcript has a single exon. Gene Ontology annotation, biological process: carbohydrate metabolic process; cell wall organization. NCBI's taxonomy places the organism in Eukaryota, Fungi, Ascomycota, Saccharomycetes, Ascoideales, Ascoideaceae. The annotation marks the transcript as partial. Gene Ontology annotation, cellular component: cell surface; fungal-type cell wall; extracellular region. The record is from RefSeq and is a predicted model, not a curated record. Gene Ontology annotation, molecular function: glucan endo-1,3-beta-D-glucosidase activity; 1,3-beta-glucanosyltransferase activity.